CUUCAUCGCCAGUGAGAAUGCUUCCGACACGAAACAUAUCAGGGGGGACCCCCUUCGCAGUACCCAAACGUGAAGACACAGAAGCGAGUUUCUGCAACACAAACUCCUGGAAUGCUAAUAAAUCACAGGCUCACCGCAAAAAGCCGUUUGAUCCGAACAGCCCGUAAAAUGGGACUGUUCGGAAACGUGUGGCGGGCGAAUGUCCCCAAAUGGUCGGCUGCGGCAACGUUCGCGCAAUAUGGGGAGAGGAAUGGACUGAUUGUUUGCAAAAGUCGGUACUUUGGGGUUUGGGUGACACAGAUCCUGGGUUUCGCUCUUACCUCUCCGCUCUCGUUCAGGCACAAGGUCCUCGAUGCGGAAGAAGAGGUUGUCGCCUUUCAACGUACCUUGCCCAGGUGGGACCAAUCCUUCAGCAGGCCAAGGGGGAACGGUGUUCGAGAAAUAUUGAUUCGGUAUUGAAUUUUGCAGCAGAUGGCUGUCUAACUCGUCUCGAUAUUCAGAUGUCGCCCUGCGAAAUCCGAUGCCAGCUAGAUAGCACGCAGCAGUUGGUAUCCCA
Molecule: messenger RNA, 556 nt
Organism: Westerdykella ornata
Lineage: Eukaryota; Fungi; Ascomycota; Dothideomycetes; Pleosporales; Sporormiaceae
Exons: 1
Coding region: 112-459 (115 amino acids)
Source: RefSeq, a predicted model, not a curated record